This is a messenger RNA of Drosophila navojoa, 1633 nucleotides long. RefSeq names its product Chitin and LDLR binding deacetylase 3 (gene ChLD3). Gene Ontology annotation, molecular function: protein binding; hydrolase activity, acting on carbon-nitrogen (but not peptide) bonds; chitin binding. Lineage: Eukaryota; Metazoa; Arthropoda; Insecta; Diptera; Drosophilidae. The record is from RefSeq and is a predicted model, not a curated record. Gene Ontology annotation, biological process: carbohydrate metabolic process. Gene Ontology annotation, cellular component: extracellular region.
AUGUGUGGACAUAAUGCGCCUAUCUCACACACGAACUGCUUUGCAGACAAUGCCAACAGCGAGACGCGAGCCGAGACAGGAGGCAAUCACAGUCGAUAUAGACGAUCCAGCUCAACGGCUGCCUGCAUGCAAGAUGCACGCUUCUAUCGCAAUCCCAAUCGACCGGUGCACAAGAUAUGGACGAACAGCGAGUGUGCAAAGUAUUUCCUGUGCCUCGAUGGUGAGGUUUUCGAAUUCAAGUGCUCCGAGGGACUGCUCUUCGAUGUGGUGCGACAAAUCUGUGAUUUCAAAGCGAAUGUGGACAAUUGUGAUAUAAGCGCUGAGACACCAGUGCCCAAGCCGUUGCUGGAGAUGGCCGACUGCGCGGACGAGUCGCAGCUGGGCUGUGCUGAUGGCACUUGUCUGCCGCAGGAUUACUUCUGUGAUGGCUCUGUUGACUGUCCGGACGGCUCCGACGAGGGCUGGUGCGACGUUGAUCAUGAUCCCAAUGCAGCGGGCGCCUGUGACCAGCGCAGAUGUCAGCUGCCCCAUUGCUUCUGCUCGAAGGAUGGCACACAGAUACCUGGGCAUCUGCAGGCGCAGACUGUGCCACAGAUGAUAUUGCUGACUUUCGACGACGCCGUCAACCAUGACAACUGGGAGCUGUUCUCCAAGGUGCUCUUCACGCCCAAUCGUCGUAAUCCAAAUGGCUGCCCCAUUCGUGGCACCUUCUUUGUCUCCCAUCCGUAUACGAAUUAUCAGUACGUGCAGAAACUAUGGAACGAUGGACACGAGAUUGCGGUGCAUUCGGUGACGCAUCGCGGGCCGGAGUUGUGGUGGUCAAAGAAUGCCACCAUUGAGGACUGGUUCGAUGAGAUGGUCGGUCAGGCGAACAUCAUCAACAAAUUUGCGGGCGUUCGCAUGGAGGAUCUGCGUGGUAUGCGCGUGCCCUUCCUGCGCGUUGGCUGGAAUCGUCAGUUCCUCAUGAUGAAGGAGUUUGGUUUUGUCUACGAUGCUUCCAUGGUGGCACCGCACUCGAAUCCACCUCUAUGGCCAUACACGCUGGACUUUAAGAUGCCGCACAGCUGCCUGGGCGCCAAUCAGAAUUGUCCGACUCGCAGUUAUCCCGGCAUCUGGGAGCUGGUCAUGAAUCAGCUGGAAGCAGGUGCAGGCGAAUACACUUGUGGCAUGGUCGACAGCUGCCCUCCACACCUGACUGGGGAUGAUGUGUACCGCAUGUUGACUUAUAACUUUAAGCGUCACUAUUUGAGCAAUCGUGCGCCAUAUGGGCUCUACUUCCACUCCACCUGGUUUAAGAAGAUUGACUAUUUAAAUGCCUUUCUGAAAUUUUUGGAUGACAUGCACAAGCUGCCGGAUGUGUAUUUCGUGACUAAUCAGCAGGCUAUUCAGUGGAUGCGCCAGCCCACGCCCAAUAAUCAUUUGCAUCAGUUCGAGCCUUGGCGCUGCCAGCCCAAACAGCUGGAGCCGCACGAGUUGGUCUGCCAAACGCCUAAUGUGUGCAAAGUUCGGAGUCGGGUGCUACAGGAGGAUCGCUACUUUUAUACGUGCAUGGAAUGCCCGGCACAGUAUCCUUGGAUUCGCAACGAAUUUGGUCUAGAAUAGCCAAUUGUUUAGUUUUUAAGUUUGUAUUUAU